Trichosurus vulpecula (common brushtail) is the source of this 2344-nucleotide messenger RNA. It is a transcript of the gene STING1, whose product is annotated as stimulator of interferon response cGAMP interactor 1. The record is from RefSeq and is a predicted model, not a curated record. The transcript is spliced from 8 exons. Gene Ontology annotation, molecular function: cyclic-di-GMP binding; 2',3'-cyclic GMP-AMP binding. Lineage: Eukaryota; Metazoa; Chordata; Mammalia; Diprotodontia; Phalangeridae. Gene Ontology annotation, cellular component: autophagosome; endoplasmic reticulum membrane. Gene Ontology annotation, biological process: positive regulation of type I interferon production; reticulophagy; innate immune response. The coding region runs from base 137 to 1282 and encodes 381 amino acids.
UCUUAUUUAAGACAGUUUGUCUAGUGUGUGAAAGGAAAUAACAUGGAGUAAUGCCGGAAAGAUUUCUGAGUGGAGCUGUAGGGUGGAGGAAGCAACCUAGGAAUUCCAGAAGCCUUAGGGCCACAAACACAGGAAGAUGCCCAGACCCCAUCUCCACCCCUCCAUCCCCAAGCCCCGGGGCCAGGGGGCUCGGAAGGCAGCCUGUGUCCUGUUGAGCUUCUGUCUGAUCAUUUUAUGUAUCCUCGGGGAACCAGCUGCCCACACCCUCCAGUGGCUGCUGUUCUCCUUCACCUCUCUGCAGGUGGGGCUGCUGCUGAAGGGGAUCUGCUGCCUGGCUGAGGAACUCAGUCAUAUCCAAUCCAGGUACCAGGGGAGUUACUGGCAGGCAAUACGAGCCUGUACAGGCUCACCACUCCAGCGGGGCUCUCUGUUGCUGCUCUCGGGAUAUUUCUGCGUCACCUUCUCUAGUAAGCCAAACCUGUCACUCACCUGGACUUUUGCCUUGCUGGGUCUCUCUCAAGCACUGAGCUUCAUCCUAGGACUCCAGAGCCUGAGUCCAGCUGAGAUCUCUGAAGUCUGUGAGAGGAGACAUCUCAAUGUGGCCCACGGACUGGCCUGGUCAUACUAUGUCGGGUACCUGAAGCUGAUCUUGCCUGAGCUCCAGGCCCGAAUCCAAAUUUAUAAUCAGUUCAACAAGGAUGUCCUGAGGAGUCCUGAGGGCCAACGGCUCCACAUCCUCAUCCCUCUGGAUUGCAGGGUCCCUGACAACUUGAGUCAGGCUGACCCCAACAUUCGCUUCCUGCAAGAACUACCUCAGCACAAAGCUGACCGGGCAGGCGUUAAAGGCAGGAUCUAUACCAACAGCAUCUAUCAAAUCUGGGAAGACGGGCGGCAGGCAGAAGUCUGUGUCCUGGAGUUUGCUACCCCACUGCAGACCCUGUUUGCCAUGUCCCAGGAUGCGCGGGCUGGCUUUAGCCGGGAGGACCGCCUGGAGCAAGUCAAACUUUUCUGCCGGACCCUGGAAGACAUCCUUGAGGAUGCCCCUGAGGUGCGUGACUACUGUCGCCUCAUCGUGUACCAAGAGCCUGAGAAUAGACCUCUAAGCAACUUCUCUUUGUCUAAAGAGAUUCUUCAUCACCUCCGGCAGGCACGGCAAGAAGAGUUUGUUAUGGAGCCUAAUAGGGCUGUAGGUGUGGCCACAUCCUCCACCUUGUUCCAGGAGCCACAGCUCCUCAUCAGUGGUACCGAGGAGCCACUCUCCCUCCGUACUGAUGGUUUCUAAGCAACGACCUCCCCCAGAGUCGACUCUGCCCCCAAACCCAAGAAACCUGGCCCUGGUCCUCUGGGUGGCCCAUUGCUCUGGGCCAGACAUCUUCAACGGCUAGAUGCCUGGCAAUGCUACUGACCCAUCUGAUCUUACACUGAGAACAGUUUGGGACAGUUCAUCCUCCCUGUCCCUGACUCUGGGACCUGGGACUACUAGGCCUGGGCUUCUUUACCUUUGCUGUGUUCUGGGCACCUUUGGCAAUGUGGUGAAGCCUAUGAACCCCAUCUCAGAAUGCAUAAAAUAAAACAUGUAAGAUUAAAAAGGAAAUGUAUUAUAUAGAAAUAUGGUUUUCAAAAUGUCUUAAAAAUCAGAUCCAUAGGUUAAGAAGCCCUGUACUAGAGAAUUUAUCAGGCAAACGGCCCUCUCUCUUUUCUGUUGCUGUCUUAGAUGAGGACUGGUACUCAACCAUAUGUGUUCCAGAGACCAAGUAUUUACAAGAUGCAGGAUGAUGUACCAUGAACAGGAGAACAGUCCCUUCCUUUCUUUUCAGGAGGGUCCUACAGCUGUCUUCUAGUAGAUUCCUCCAAAGGACUGUGCCUGCAGAGCUAUCUUCCUGCUGUCUUAUUUUUAUAGUUGGAUUGAUAUUUGACAGCCAACCUUGAGCUUCACCCUGUGUUGGACACAAUAAUCCUUUGCACUCAGGAUGGUAUCACCCUCUGGCAAAGUGUAUUGCUUGGACCAGCACCAGGUGUUCACUGAGGGAUUUAGCUCCCCCUUUUUCCCAGGGCCAUCCAUCACAUAUUCACAAUCCCUGUUCUGGUCACAGAACUCUGCUUCUGUGCCCUGCAGGGUGGGCAUGACCCCCAGGACUUCAGACAAUACUGUUUCCACAGGGCCCAUGGGAACAGUAACUCAAGACCUAAAAAUGAUUAUGUCAUGGUCCAGCCUAGGAUGCAUAUAAGACCUGCCUUUAGUCCAACAUGUUAAGCCCUCCUUCUUAGGAAUGGGGCUUCCAUAUGCAUGUCAUUUUCCUUACUCUGAAAUUAAUUAAACUUUUUUUUUGUCUCUUGACUCUCC